Molecule: messenger RNA, 1329 nt
Organism: Macadamia integrifolia
Lineage: Eukaryota; Viridiplantae; Streptophyta; Magnoliopsida; Proteales; Proteaceae
Product: probable UDP-arabinopyranose mutase 1
Exons: 4
Coding region: 94-1164 (356 amino acids)
Biological process (GO): plant-type cell wall biogenesis; UDP-L-arabinose metabolic process
Cellular component (GO): cytosol; Golgi apparatus
Molecular function (GO): UDP-arabinopyranose mutase activity
Source: RefSeq, a predicted model, not a curated record
ACUCUCUUUAGUCUUCACCUCAGUCUUCUUAGAAGUGUUGAAAACAGAGAGAGAAUUUCGCUCCCCUUGCGUUGUUGGACCUGCUCAGGAACCAUGGCACUCCCAGUGACUCCGAUCUCUCCCCCUCUGAAAGAUGAGCUAGAUAUAGUGAUCCCAACGAUCAGGAGCCUCGAUUUCUUGGAGAUGUGGAGGCCAUUCUUCCAACCCUAUCACUUGAUCAUCAUUCAAGACGGAGAUCCCACCAAAACGAUUCGAGUCCCUGACGGUUUCGACUAUGAGCUUUACAACCGGAACGACAUCAAUCGGAUCAUGGGGCCCAAGGCCAACUGCAUUUCCUUCAAGGAUUCCGCUUGCCGUUGCUUCGGAUUUCUCAUCUCCAAGAAGAAGUACAUCUUCACCAUUGAUGACGAUUGCUUUGUGGCCAAGGAUCCGAGCGGGAAGGACAUCAAUGCAUUGGAGCAGCAUAUAAAGAACCUAUUGACGCCAUCUACACCUUUCUUUUUCAACACACUGUAUGACCCAUACAGGGAAGGUACGGACUUCGUCCGGGGAUACCCAUUCAGUUUAAGAGAAGGUGUACCCACUGCCAUCUCUCAUGGCCUCUGGCUCAAUAUACCCGAUUAUGACGCACCCACUCAGCUCGUCAAGCCUCUGGAACGUAACACCAGCUCUUGCAGGUAUGUGGAUAUGGUCAUGACAAUACCCAAAGGCUCCUUAUUCCCAAUGUGUGGAAUGAACCUGGGAUUUAAUAGAGAGCUGAUAGGCCCUGCAAUAUACUUUGGGCUUAUGGGUGAUGGCCAACCAAUUAGCAGAUACGACGACAUGUGGGCUGGCUGGUGUGUCAAGGUUGUCUGUGAUCAUUUGGGCCUUGGGGUGAAGACAGGGUUGCCAUAUAUUUGGCACAGUAAGGCGAGCAACCCUUUUGUGAACUUGAAGAAAGAAUACAGUGGCAUCUACUGGCAAGAAGAAAUCAUCCCGUUCUUCCAAUCUGUUUCUUUCCCAGAAGAAUGUAAAACUGCACAGGAAUGCUACAUCGAGCUCUCGAAGCAGGUGAAGGAGAAGCUUGUUCACAUUGACCCUUACUUUGAGAAACUGGGAGAUGCCAUGGUAACAUGGAUUGAAGCCUGGGACGAGUUCAACCCAGCACCCAAUGCAACAGCGUAGAUAGAGAAAGUGAUAAAUUUCAUCUACUAGGCUGUUUAGGUUUACAUUCUUCCGUCUCCCUGGUUAUUACUGUUUUUUCCUUCAACCAAAACUUAUACCUUCUUUGUUUGAAGGAAGCAGCCUUGCUGAGCCCUUAAUAAAUAUUUAUCAGGUUUCAUUUGCAAA